Dendrobium catenatum is the source of this 1152-nucleotide messenger RNA. RefSeq lists its product as uncharacterized. The record is from RefSeq and is a predicted model, not a curated record. Lineage: Eukaryota; Viridiplantae; Streptophyta; Magnoliopsida; Asparagales; Orchidaceae. The coding region runs from base 1 to 1152 and encodes 383 amino acids. The transcript has a single exon. Gene Ontology annotation, molecular function: nucleic acid binding; zinc ion binding.
AUGGAUCCGAAGAUUGAAGCGGUGAGGCACAAUAUUGCCAAACUUGAUCGGGCUCUUGUGGCGAAGGUGCCGGGACGACGCGUUGCCUUUCCUCACCUUCGCAGCGAGCUCAAGAGGAGGUGGUACCAGUUCAGAGACUUUGAGAUUGUUACCACCGCCUCUAACUCGUUCAUUUGUCUAUUCGCUAGCCCGGAGGCCAGGGAUGCGGUCCUCAUGAGUGGGCCUUGGAUCAUUGCCGGCAACAUCUUUGGCAUGGACAAGUGGACUCCUAAUUCCUCCCCUAGUUCCCUUCAGGUAAUGCAUUCCCCCAUUUGGAUUCAUCUACCAAAAUUGCCCCUCAUUUAUUGGGAUGCCGACAAUAUCAACCGGAUUGCCAACAUGCUUUGUGAUCCUUUAUGGAUGGACUCGCAUACAAGCUCAUGGGGGAAAUAUUCCUACGCUCGGAUUUGUGUCCGGAUUGAUCUAUCGCAAAGACUUCUUCCGGGGAUUUGGAUCAACGGCAUCCAUGGUCGGUUUUUCCAAAGAGUUGAGUAUGAGGGUCUAACCAAUUUCUGCUUUGAGUGUGGUUACAUUGGUCAUACCAGUGGGAGCUGUAGGAUGAAGAAGCCGAGCAGUGCUCCGGCUGCCCCCUCGACACAAGCACCUCUGCCUGCCGAAUCCUCACAUGGGGGGCACGUUAUGCCUAAACAGUUGAAUGGCCCGCCCCCUCUUGAUGGGACAGAUUCCUCAAACAGUGAGGAACCGGAGGACUCAUCUUUUGGGGAAUGGAAUCUCGUCACGCGUAGGAGGAAAGGUAAAGCUCGAACCAACAAUAGCCAGGCUAACAAUGCUCAGGUGGCAAGAGCUGAGGCGUCGCCCCCUUUUUGGCCGUCCAGCGAGGGAGUGCACCAGCUUGAAGAAAUUUCAAACAGAAUUGUCAACAGCAAAAACUCCUCCCCCAAAGAGCCCAGAAUCACCUUUAGUGCCGAAAAAAUGAUCCGAGACCCUUCGUCCAAUACAGUCAACCUCUCCAAGAGGCAGCAGAGGGCCCCCAAAACUUUUCUGGAGAAACAGCUAGUCCACCUUGGGCCUAUAGCCACUCUGCCGAGGAAGAGACGGAAGAACCUACAAGAUGACACUGGCGGGGACUUUGUCCCCUUUGGUGAACAAUGA